AUGGCUCUUAAGAGAGACAACGUGGUUGUGUCAAAUAUGGAGCUUGAGAGACUUCUUAGCAUGAAAGGAGGAAAAGGUGAAGGCAGCUACGCCAAUAACUCACAAGCUCAGGCUAUUCAUGCUCGUUCCAUGCUUCAUCUUCUAAAAGAAACCCUAGACAGGGUUCAAUUGAACAAUCCUGAUAUUCCCUUUGUGGUUGUGGACUUGGGCUGCUCCUGUGGCAACAACACCAUCUAUGUGGUGGACGUCAUCAUCAACCACAUCAUUAAGCGCUAUGAGACCUUAGGCCUCGACCCGCCGGAGUUUUCAGCUUUCUUCUCUGAUCUUCCCAGCAAUGACUUCAACACUCUCUUCCAGCUGCUUCCUCCUAUGCUUACCACCAAUUAUGGUGUCAGCAUGGAGGAAUGCCUCGCCGCCAACAACCACCGCUCCUACUUUGCUGCUGGAGUCCCCGGCUCCUUCUACCGGAGGCUGUUUCCAAUGAGGUCCAUUGAUGUUUUUCACUCUGCCUUCUCUUUGCAUUGGCUGUCUCAGGUGCCUCAGAGUGUGUUGGACAAAAGAGGAAGUGGAUACAACAAAGGAAGAGUGUUCAUACACGGAGCAGGUGAGAGCACAACGAAUGCAUAUAGGAAACAGUUUCAGACAGAUCUGGCUGCUUUCCUGAGGGCAAGAGCCCAGGAGAUGAAGAAGGGUGGGUCCAUGUUCUUGGUUUGCCUUGGUCGGACCUCCCUGGACCCCACCGACCAAGGUGGGGCCGGCCUCCUCUUUGGGACCCACUUUCAGGACGCUUGGGAUGAUCUGAUCCAACAGGGGCUGAUUAGCAGUGAGCAAAGAGAUAAUUUCAAUAUCCCAAUUUAUGCACCAAGCCUGCAAGACUUCAAAGAAGUGGUGGAAGAAGAUGGCUCAUUCGCUAUAAACAAGCUUGAGGUGUUCAAAGGAGGAAGCCCUCUUGUGGUGAACCAACCAGAUGAUGCAACUGAAGUCGGGAGAGCUCUGGCAAACAGUUGCCGAAGCGUGUCUGGCGUCCUCGUGGAUGCCCACAUCGGCGACAAACUUAGUGAGAAGCUGUACCUUAGAGUGGAGCAACGAGCAACAGCUCAUGCCAAAGAACUAUUAGAGCAACUUCAGUUCUUUCACAUAGUUGCAUCCCUUUCUUUUCCAUCAUGA
Messenger RNA from Neltuma alba, 1167 nucleotides. Its product is annotated as indole-3-acetate O-methyltransferase 1-like. NCBI's taxonomy places the organism in Eukaryota, Viridiplantae, Streptophyta, Magnoliopsida, Fabales, Fabaceae. The transcript has 4 exons. The record is from RefSeq and is a predicted model, not a curated record. The coding region runs from base 1 to 1167 and encodes 388 amino acids. Gene Ontology annotation, molecular function: methyltransferase activity.